This is a messenger RNA of Didymodactylos carnosus, 828 nucleotides long. The record is from the annotation of a GenBank genome assembly. NCBI's taxonomy places the organism in Eukaryota, Metazoa, Rotifera, Eurotatoria, Philodinida, Philodinidae.
AUGGCAAUUCCACCCCUGGGCAUACCAGCUAGUAGUACAACGAGUGAAAGGAUUUCCAGUGCAAGCGAAAGAAUUUUAGAAGAAAGAAGGCAAAAUUUAAACAGCGACGUAGUUGAUAAUAUUGAAAUUUAUCAUGCUCACUCAACAAUAUCACAAUUAUCUGGUGAAUGUCGUCGAUGUUUACAAGUUGUUUCAACGCGUCCUCAAUUAUUUUCUUAUUCACAUGAACAAUUUAAUCCACCACCAACUACAUCGAACUAUGUUGAUAUUACCGAUUUAGAAAUUGCCGUUUUGCUCGUUGAUCUAAUGACAUUGAAACAAGAAAAUUGUGAAUUAAGAUGGAAUUGUGAUAUAUUGUAUCGUGAAAAAAAAUUAUUUAAAGAAAAAAUACAUUUUCUAGAAGUAAAUACGAAAGAAGACGAAGUCGAAUUAAUUUUAAAUAAUAGUUCACAUACGAAUAUAGAUGAUCCAAUAUCACUUCAAGAUUAUCAAACAUUAAUUACUAGAGAAAAAACAUUACGUGCCUAUGUCUAUCGUUUAUAUCAACUUUUACAAACAACUACAAAACAACUAAAACAACGUCAAGAACAACAAAAUGUUUUAAUGAUUCAAUUUAAAUUAAGAAAUAAAGAAUUAAUUGAACAAAUUCAACAAAUAGAGGAAAAAUAUCAGCAAAAAUUAGCUCAAUUACACAUGAAAUUUCAAAAUAUGAAAAAAGCGUACAAUGAACAACUUUCAAAAUUGUAUCGAUCAUCAACAUCAUCAAAUCAAGUUGAUCAUCAAUCACAAUCCUCUCCAUCACAUCGUCGUAUCCAAACAACUAUUUAA